Vanrija pseudolonga is the source of this 1108-nucleotide messenger RNA. RefSeq lists its product as uncharacterized. The transcript is spliced from 5 exons. The coding region runs from base 35 to 1096 and encodes 353 amino acids. The record is from RefSeq and is a predicted model, not a curated record. NCBI's taxonomy places the organism in Eukaryota, Fungi, Basidiomycota, Tremellomycetes, Trichosporonales, Trichosporonaceae.
CUCUCACACGCCACUCGCGCGCAUAACUCUCUCAAUGAUCGCCCCGCUGCUGAUCCUUUACGCGGCCACCGCGGCCUCAGCCCAGUCCGUCAGCGGCGCAGACCCGACUGUACCACCUGCUGCAAGCGGCGCGCCGGCUGCAGCGUCCUCAGCACCUGCUGGUCAGACUCCCCCGAACGCAUAUCACCCUACACGGUACUCCUUCACCUCGCCGAACGUCGUCUUCUACCCUCCUAACGACUGGACCACGUCCCAGCUGUCCUCGUUCGCCAACACGACGGGCAACUCGUCCGUCAGCGUAGCGCUCGCCGGCAGCGGCGCAAGCUUCUCCUUCAGCACGUCUCCUGCGCUCGAGCUUCUCGUGAACGGGAGCAACGCAGAGCACUGGAACGCAACCGCCAACAUAACCCAGUAUCAAGCUGCGGUCAGCGGCCUUCCGUACGGCUGGUGGAACUUUACGCUCGUCGGUAACGGGACUCUCACGUUCUCCAACGCGGUGGGGAACACAACCGGCUCGCGAUGGCUGCCUGCGCUCGCAGGCACUCCGGCAAAGACGAGCGACGCCGCUGCCCUCUCUGCACUCGGUGUUGACAUCCAGACGUCGGGCAACUGGACCGGCGAGUCGUGGAAAAUCACCCAGACGCCCGGGGCCGAGCUCACGGUCCGCCCCCGCAAGGGCACCGCACUGCUCGAGCUGAACCAGGACGUGCCUCCCACGCCGUUUGGCGCGUUCAACGUGUCGAUCUCUCCGCCUCCCCCAUACGGCCCAGCAGAGGAGUCGUUCCACCCCACCCUCCGCGGGGCGGACAUCCAGGCGGCGAUCGCGCAGCUCGACGUGCUCGUCUACGCCGUCCAGCUUGACCCCAACGUCGAGUACACCGUGCGCGUGGCGUACGCCGGGAAUGGCACAGACAAGUUCAGCGUCAGCUCGGUCGGCACCUAUGCCAGUUCGAUCCUCAGCGCAAACAACGGCACGGGCGAGAAGACGAACGGCACGGGCAAGCCGAGCGCGGCUGGAAAGCAGGUGUAUCUCGGCGCGAGCGUGCCGUGGGCUGUCGUGCCGUGUCUCCUUGCAGGUCUGUGGCUCGUGGUGUAAGUGGCCGCCGGC